Molecule: messenger RNA, 1797 nt
Organism: Knipowitschia caucasica
Lineage: Eukaryota; Metazoa; Chordata; Actinopteri; Gobiiformes; Gobiidae
Source: the annotation of a GenBank genome assembly
AUGAGAGGCAGCGCGGAGGAGAGCGCAAGUGAGAGAGAAAAGCAUUGGACGAAGCUGCAUCCUUCUGCACAUCCACAGAAUACAAGAAUGAGGCAGUGCAGAGGCUGGAGCUGGGUGCUGCUGCUGCUCGUGGCUCUGGGGGCUUUGGGACAGAAACUCCCCACGAGGGACGAGGGCCUGUUCCAGACGCAGAUCCGAGACAAGUCACUGUUCCACGACUCGUCUGUGAUCCCGGACGGCGCCGAGAUCAGCGGGUACCUGUUCAGAGACACGCCCAAAAGGUACUAUUUUGUGGUGGAGGAGGACAACACGCCCCUGUCUGUCACCGUGACUCCAUGUGAUGCGCCGCUGGAGUGGAGGCUGGUGCUACAAGAGCUGCCGGAGGAGGCCAGCGGAGAGGCCUCAGGUGAGCCCGAGCCGUUGGACCAGCAGAAGCAGCAGGUAACCGUGGACGAGGGAACAGAACUCUUCACCUACAAAGGGAACGAUGUGGAGUCCUACGUGGCGACCAGCACCCCUUCUGGCCUGUACCAAUUCGAGAUCCUGUCCACGGAGAAGGACAGCAACUUCAAAGUGUACGCCACCACCACCCCUGAAUCUGACCAACCCUAUCCCGAGCUCCCUUACGACCCCCGUGUGGAUGUCACCGCGCUGGGACGCACCACUCUGACCUUGGCCUGGAAACCCACCCCCACCGGCUUUCUCAUGGGCCAACCUGUCCAAUACUGCGUCGUCAUUAACAAGGAGCAUAACUUCAAAAGCAUGUGCGCAGCUGAAGCUAAAAUUAGCUCCGAUGAUACGUUUAUGCUAGCUCCCAAACCAGGAAGAGACUUUAGCCCGUUUGACUUUGCGCAUUUCGGCUUCCCUUCAAAUGGAUUUGGGAAAGACAGAGGACUGACGAGUAACAAAAUCUCCCGGGCCUAUACAGUCAAGCCCAAACAAUCUGACAUCCAAAAAUUGUGUAUUGGAAACAAGAACAUUUUCACAAUUUCUGACCUAAAGCCAGAUACGCAGUACUAUUUUGACGUCUUUGCUGUCAACUCUGCUACCAAUACGAGCACAGCGUACGUGGGUACUUUUGCCAGGACCAAAGAAGAAGCCCGGCAGAAGACGGUCGAAUUGAAAGACGGCAAAGUUACAGAUGUUUUUAUCAAAAGAAAAGCGAGCAAGUUCCUUCGUUUUGCCCCAAUGUCAUCUCACCAAAGGGUCACUCUGUUUGUCCACGCAUGUCUAGACACGGUACAAGUUCAAGUGCGGCGCGACGGGAAGCUUUUGCUGUCCCAAAACGUGGAAGGCGUGCGACAGUUUCAGCUCAGAGGCAAGCCGAAAGGGAAAUACCUGAUCAGGCUUCGAGGCAGCAGGAAAGGGGCAUCCACUCUUAAAGUCCUGGCCACGACAAAACCAAGCAGCAAGCAACCUUUCCCCUCUCUGCCAGAAGACACGAGAAUCAAGGCGUUUGACAAGCUGCGCACCUGCUCUUCCGCUACCGUUGCAUGGCUCGGCACGCAGGACCGGAACAAAUACUGCAUCUAUCGCAAGGAGGUAGCCGAAAAUUACGGCGAGGAACAGAGAAAGAGGGAGCAGAACCAGUGCGCGGGACCAGAAACGCGAAGGAAGUCUGAAAAAGUCCUGUGCAAGUACUUCCACAGUCCGAACUUGCAGAAGGCGGUCACCACGGAGACCAUUACUGGACUAGAACCGGGCAAGACAUACCUGCUGGACGUUUACGUGGUGGCACACAGCGGCCACUCGGUCAAAUAUCAAAGCAAACUGGUGAAAACACGGAAGUACUGCUAA